This is a messenger RNA of Fulvia fulva, 594 nucleotides long. RefSeq lists its product as uncharacterized. The record is from RefSeq and is a predicted model, not a curated record. The transcript has a single exon. NCBI's taxonomy places the organism in Eukaryota, Fungi, Ascomycota, Dothideomycetes, Mycosphaerellales, Mycosphaerellaceae. The coding region runs from base 1 to 594 and encodes 197 amino acids.
AUGGCACCCCCAAGCUACCUCUUCAAAGUCCAGCUGCGAGACAUCUCAAGCCCUGAAAUAUACCGAGUCCUUCGAGUCCCAGCGAACACAACCUUCCACCGCCUACACAAGAUCCUCCAAACCACCUUCGGCUGGGAGGACGCGCACAUGUACGAGUUCCAGCUCUUCGACGCCGCAUCACGCGACUACAGGCCAAAGGAAUACCUCGUAGAGCAUCCCGUAGAUAUGGACACGGGCAUGGCGGCUGCCAUGGGAGAACCAGAGCCAAUCUACGGGAGCAGUAGAUCUCGGAAGAUAUCUGGUGUGUUUGGUGGUACUCAUCGACUUUGGCGAGGUACUCAAGUCCGGAUGGUGUAUGAGUAUGAUAUGGGUGAUGGAUGGGAGCAUGAGGUUGAGUUAGUGGGUACAUAUGAUGAGGAUAUCGAGCCUCCUGAGCUGCUCUGCCUUGCCGGCAGUGGACAUCCGUGUCAGGAGGAUUGUGGAGGUCCUUUUGGAUGGGAACGGCUUAGAGAGACGUUGGUCGCUCGGAAUGAUUUUGAUCCUGAGGAGUGGGAUAUUGAUGCUGUGAAUGAGAAACUUGUACGAAUGCGUUAG